AUGUUCAAGGCCCUCAUCCAGUCAUGGUUUGCGGAGUCCAUCAGUGACAUUGUGGUCUUUACUGACCACAGGGCUCCAGCACCCUCCGAUGACUUCUACCACUACUACUACCACCAUGACUACUACUACCACCACGACUACUACUACUACCAUGACUACUACCACCAUGACUACUACUACCACCAUGACUACUACUACAACCAUGACUACUACUACCACCACUACUACUACCACCGUGACUACUACUACCACGGCUACUACUACUACCAUGACUACUACUACUACUACUACCACCACUACUACUACCACCUGCUAAUGGACCACGCUUGCAUCACAGCGAGCGAGCACAGAAAAGCAAAACAGCAACACCACGACUACUACUACCACCACGACUACUACUACCACGGCUACUACUACUACCAUGACUACUACCACCAUGACUACUACUACCACCACUACUACGACCGUGACUACUACUACUACCACCAUGACUACCACCGCGACUACCACCGCGACUACUACUACCACGACUACUACUACUACCAUGACUACUACUACUACCAUGACUACUACCACCACGACUACUACUACCACCAUGACUACUACUACCACCACUACUACGACCACGACUACCACCAUGACAACUACUAUCACCACGACUACUACUACUACCAUGACUACCACCGCGACUACUACUACCACGGCUACUACUACUACCAUGACUACUACCACCACGACUACUACUACCACCACGACUACUACUACCACCAUGACUACUACUACCACGGCUACUACUACUACCAUGACUACUACCACCACGACUACUACUACUACCACGACUACCACCAUGACUACUACUGCAAAUAG
This is a messenger RNA of Acipenser ruthenus (sterlet), 867 nucleotides long. RefSeq names its product histidine-rich glycoprotein-like. NCBI's taxonomy places the organism in Eukaryota, Metazoa, Chordata, Actinopteri, Acipenseriformes, Acipenseridae. Bases 1 to 867 code for a protein of 288 amino acids. The transcript is spliced from 4 exons. The record is from RefSeq and is a predicted model, not a curated record.